Molecule: messenger RNA, 921 nt
Organism: Rhododendron vialii
Lineage: Eukaryota; Viridiplantae; Streptophyta; Magnoliopsida; Ericales; Ericaceae
Exons: 1
Coding region: 1-921 (306 amino acids)
Source: RefSeq, a predicted model, not a curated record
AUGGAUAGAGAACAAAAAGACAUGCAAUUCCUAGGCCUCUUUGACAUCUACCUAGAGUCCUACAAGAUCAUCUUCAACUUCAGAAGAAUCUUUAGCAAGAUAUCCCUAGCCUUCAUCCUCCCCCUCUCCCUCAUCUUCCUUGCGAACAUCGCUGUAUCCGACAGCCUAUCCUCCGAUGGAGCCACGUUCUGGCUUGUCGAGUUCAUCUACUUAACCUUCUUCCUCGUUUUCUCUAUCCUCUCCACCUCUGCAGUGGUCUACACCAUGGCCAGUGUCUACACUGGCUAUGAUGUGACCUUUGGAAAAGUCAUAAGUGUGAUUCCCAAGGUCUGGAAAAGGCUCAUGGUGACUUUCUUGUGUGCUUUUCUAGUUAUCUUCUACUGCAACGUGGUUCUUGUGGAUCCCAUAAUCCUUUGGAGGAAAAUCAUUAAGCAUGUUGACAUGAAUAGUUUAGUUUUUUUCCGUGCCUUUGUGAUCUUGUACGUCGUGGUGAUUGUUCACAUGACCGUGGUUUGGUGGCUGGCAAGCAUCGUAUCGGUGUUGGAAGACAUCAAAGGGAUCAAGGCCAUGACCAAGAGUGGAAACUUGAUACAGGGCAAGAUGUGGAUCGCCAUAGUUUUCUUGUUGAAGCUGGAAGCAGCUAUCUUCGGGAUACGGAAACUUUUCAAGAGCCAAGUCGUGCAUACCGGGACGUUCGGCAUUGCGGGUAGGUUCACAUUCGGAUUCCUGUGCUUGUUGAUGAUCUUCAGUGUGUUUUUGUUCGGACUCGUUAUCGAGACGGUGAUCUACUUCGUGUGCAAAUCGUACCACAAUAAGAACAUCAAUAAGUUGUCGUUGUCGGAUCAUCUUGAUGAGGUUUUUCAGGGUGAGUAUAUUCCAACCAAGGCCAAUGAUGACCAGCUUGAAAAAAUCGAUGUGUGA